Lynx canadensis (Canada lynx) is the source of this 1508-nucleotide messenger RNA. RefSeq names its product Sp9 transcription factor (gene SP9). Gene Ontology annotation, biological process: regulation of transcription by RNA polymerase II. The record is from RefSeq and is a predicted model, not a curated record. Bases 1 to 1458 code for a protein of 485 amino acids. Gene Ontology annotation, molecular function: DNA-binding transcription factor activity, RNA polymerase II-specific; RNA polymerase II cis-regulatory region sequence-specific DNA binding. Lineage: Eukaryota; Metazoa; Chordata; Mammalia; Carnivora; Felidae. The transcript has 2 exons.
AUGGCCACGUCUAUACUCGGGGAAGAGCCGCGCUUCGGAACAACCCCGUUGGCCAUGCUGGCGGCGACCUGCAACAAGAUCGGCAACACGAGCCCGCUGACGACGCUGCCAGAGUCGAGCGCCUUCGCCAAGGGCGGCUUCCACCCCUGGAAGCGCUCCUCGUCCAGCUGCAACCUCGGCUCCAGCCUCUCGGGCUUCGCCGUGGCCACCGGUGGCCGCGGCUCCGGCGGCCUGGCGGGCGGCUCGGGCGCAGCCAACAGCGCCUUCUGCCUGGCCUCCACGUCCCCCACGUCGUCCGCUUUCAGCAGCGACUACGGCGGCCUCUUUUCCAACUCGGCGGCCGCCGCGGCGGCGGCGGCCGGAGUGUCCCCGCAGGAGGCGGGCGGCCAGUCGGCCUUCAUCUCCAAGGUGCACACGACGGCGGCCGACGGCCUGUACCCGCGCGUGGGCAUGGCGCACCCGUACGAGUCGUGGUACAAGUCAGGCUUCCACUCGACGCUGGCGGCGGGCGAGGUGACCAACGGCGCGGCGUCGUCGUGGUGGGACGUGCACAGCAGCCCGGGCUCGUGGCUGGAGGUGCAGAACCCCGCUGGGGGGCUCCAGAGCUCGCUGCACUCGGGCGCCCCCCAGGCCUCGCUGCACUCGCAGCUCGGCACCUACAACCCCGACUUCAGCUCGCUCACGCACUCGGCCUUCAGCUCCACCGGCCUCGGCUCCUCGGCCGCCGCCGCCUCCCACUUGCUCUCUACCAGCCAGCACCUGCUGGCUCAGGACGGCUUCAAGCCGGUGCUGCCCUCCUACUCGGACUCCAGCGCCGCGGUGGCGGCUGCUGCCGCCAGCGCCAUGAUCUCGGGCGCCGCGGCCGCCGCCGCCGGGGGGAGCUCGGCGCGCUCAGCCCGCCGCUAUUCCGGCCGCGCCACCUGCGACUGCCCCAACUGCCAGGAGGCGGAGCGGCUGGGCCCGGCCGGGGCGAGCCUGCGGCGCAAGGGCCUGCACAGCUGCCACAUCCCGGGCUGCGGCAAGGUGUACGGCAAGACGUCGCACCUGAAAGCGCACCUGCGCUGGCACACGGGCGAACGGCCCUUCGUGUGCAACUGGCUCUUCUGCGGCAAGCGCUUCACGCGCUCGGACGAGCUGCAGCGGCACCUGCGGACUCACACGGGCGAGAAGCGCUUCGCAUGUCCGGUGUGCAACAAGCGCUUCAUGCGCAGCGACCACCUGAGCAAACACAUUAAGACGCACAACGGGGGUGGCGGGGGCAAAAAGGGCAGCGACAGUGACACGGACGCCAGCAACCUGGAGACGCCCCGCUCCGAGUCCCCUGACCUCAUCCUGCACGACUCCGGCGUCAGUGCCGCCCGAGCGGCGGCUGCGGCGGCGGCUGCAGCGGCGGCGGCGGCGGCGGCGGCGGCCUCGGCGGGAGGCAAGGAAGCCGCGUCUGGCCCCAACGACUCUUAGAGGCCGGGCGAGAGGUGCGAGCGAGCGAGUAGAGACACCGAGAGCGAGCG